Molecule: messenger RNA, 453 nt
Organism: Pseudozyma flocculosa PF-1
Lineage: Eukaryota; Fungi; Basidiomycota; Ustilaginomycetes; Ustilaginales; Ustilaginaceae
Exons: 2
Coding region: 1-453 (150 amino acids)
Source: RefSeq, a predicted model, not a curated record
AUGAAGUACCUCUACCUGCUCGCCGCCGCCUUUCUGCCGCUGUCGCACGCCCUCACCUACCCGAGGCUCGACUGGAACCUGGGCGGCAUCCUCGGCCACUGGACCGUCCGUUUCGACGGCGUCCAUGCGCAUCUGUGCACCAACGGCCUGGUGUGGAACAUUGUCGACAACAAUACGGGCAAGAACCAGGCCGUCAAGUGCACCGGCCUCCCCAACGCGGUGUGCAGCUGGAUCGACGAGGAGCGCUGUAACGUCAACAUCGAGCCGGACUGCGACUUCAACACGAUCCCCAGGCGCGCCUGCGAGGUCUUUGUGAUGGACUGGCCCGUCUACAAGUUCCACUUCGUGCCUCUCCUGCGCCAGACGGGCAAGUCGCUGUCGAUCCAGUCGCCCCACGAUCACAAGUUCUACAACCAUCCGAUGGGACCUUGGAUCCCAGAGUACAGCAGCUAG